CGAUGAUGAUUUUUAAAACAGACGGUCACACUGAUUGACGUGGCCUCAAAAUUUUUUGUUCCUUUUCUGGUUCGCAAAGUUUAAAAAUUUUGUAAUUUGCGAUUAGCGUUGCACAGCAAGUUUGUUUAACAGCAAGCUCACCGACGUUGGCGUUUACAAACUUCCCCACAAACGCGAAAGACGCCAAACGUAUGCAUUAGCAGAAUGUCCGCCUAUAACCAGAACUUUGUGCCACCCGCCGCCGGCCCUGCAAACGGAAACCAGGGCAGCAGUCUGGUCAACGGUCUGCCCGGAGCAGUUCAGCAUCAACAGCAGCCUCCGCUAGCGGCACCAGCAUCAGCACAGCAAUAUCUCCAGCAGAAGCCACAGCAACAGCAGCCACCAGCCCAGCAGUAUCCGGGGAUCGGCAGCAACAGCAGUCUGCCGCCGCCUCUGCAGUUCAACAGCAAUAUUGUGAACAAGUUUCUGCCGCCUUCCUCGACGAGUGCCAACAAUGGGGGGCUACCGCCCAGCACUCUGCCGCCUCACUUUCGUCCGCCCACCGCCAAUGGACCCACGUCUCUAACGAAUGGCAGCAACGGAGCGCCCAGCGCCAACUCCUCGCGCACCGCCUCGCCUGGCCUGAUGAGUGCUCCUCCGCCGGGAGGUGCGGCGCCGAUGGCCCACAGUCUCCAAUAUGCGCACGGAGCUCCCCCAGCAGCAGCAGCAGCUCGACCCCAACAGCCCCCAUCUGUGGCCAGCCUGACGAGCAAUAUGCACCAAAUGAAUCUGAAUCGGACCAAUGGACAACCAUCCGCUAGUCCACAGCAGUUGCCACCACAGCAGCAACACCAGCAGCUGCCACUAGCGAACACCACGGCUGGGGUCCCCUUUAUGGCGAAUAAGCCUCCCAAUCUGAAUCCAAGUGCGUCGAGGGUGAUCGGAAGUCCAACGGUGGGUGGUGCCCAGCCAGUGCCCCUGCCGCAGGCAGGCCAAAGGAUCAUGUAUGGUGGCACGCCUGGCAGCAAUGACCAGCAGAGCCAAAACCAGCAGAACAACAAUCUGCAAAGGGCCGCACCGCCGCCUGGAGCUGGCACUGCCUGGCCGCCAAGUCUCCCAAAGGCAGCCGUGCCUGGAAUUCCGCCUCCAGUACAGACGCAGCCUCAGGCACAGUCAGCGCCGUUCGCUCCGCAGCAGCCACAGAAUCAGGCACAGUCAGCUCCGUUCGCUCCGCCGCAGCAGUAUCAGUAUGGCCAGGCGUACCAGCAGCCGCUGCAUCAACCGCCGCUACCACAGCAGCAACAACCACCACCGCCCCCUGGCAUGUUCGGAGCUCAGCCCAGCAGCACGCCUUUGCAGUACCAGUCGCAGCCGCCGCCUCCGUCGAUGCAGCCCCAAGGGCAGCAUCCCUACGCCCAGCCACAGCCAACGUCCGGACCCCCGCAGCUUGGCGCGCCGGUUCCGUUGAAUGUUGCCCAGCAGGGAUUUAGUCGGCUCUGGGGCCAGGACACCAUCGACCUGAUGCAGAACAGACACAUCCUCUCGCCGGCCACAUUGCCGGCGCCCAAAGUGGUGCUGCACAAUCAGUUCCACGAGUCAAUCAACUGCAGUCCCAGCAUCAUGCGCUGCACCGUCACGAAAAUCCCCGAGAGCAAUUCGCUGCUGCAGAAGUCGCGCCUGCCCCUGGGCAUAGUGAUUCAUCCGUUUCGGGAUGUGAAUAACCUGCCCGUGAUACAGUGCAUCAACAUUGUGCGCUGCCGGCUGUGCCGCACGUACAUCAAUCCCUUUGUCUAUUUCGUGGACAGCAAGAUGUGGAAGUGCAAUCUCUGCUAUCGCGUGAACGAAUUGCCCGAAGAUUUCCAGUUCGAUCCGGCCACCAAGACCUACGGCGAUGUGACCCGACGGCCAGAGGUGCGCUCCAGCACCAUUGAGUUCAUUGCGCCGUCGGAGUACAUGCUACGUCCGCCGCAGCCGGCCAUGUAUCUGUUCCUCUUCGACGUGUCGAUCAUUGCCCAGCAGAGCGGCUACCUGGAGGCGGCAUGUUCGGUGCUCAACAGGCAUUUGGACGAGAUGCCGGGCGAUGCACGGACCCAGGUGGGCUUCAUCUGCUACGACAGCUUCGUGCACUUCUACAGCAUGGCCGAGGGUCUGAAUCAGCCGCACGAGAUGACGCUGCUGGACAUUGACGAGCCCUUCCUGCCGCGUCCCGACAGCCUCCUGGUGAACCUCAAGGAGUGCAAAGAGCUGGUGCGUGAUCUACUCAAGCUGCUGCCCAAACGAUUCGCCCACACACAUGAUCCCGGCUCCGCUCUGGGCUCCGCCCUGCAGGUGGCCUUCAAGCUGAUGCAGUCGUCUGGUGGACGCAUCACCGUCUUUCAAGCGUGCCUUCCCAACAAGGGACCCGGCUCUCUGGAGCCGCGCGAGGAUCCCAACAAUCGCUCGGCCAAGGAUGUGGCUCACCUGAAUCCGGCCACCGACUUCUACAAGCGCUUUGCGCUGGAGUGCUCUGGCUACCAGAUUGCCUGCGAUCUCUUUCUGAUGAACCAGCAGUACAGCGACAUGGCGACCAUUUCUGGCAUCAGCAAACACAGCGGCGGCUGUGUGCACCACUUCCCGCUGUACCAGAAGACCAAGCAGCAUAUGGUGGACUCGUUCAGGAUGUGCUUCAAGCGCUAUCUGACGCGCAAAAUCGGCUUCGAGGCGGUGAUGCGCAUCCGCUGCACUCGCGGCCUGCAGGUACACACAUUCCACGGCAACUUCUUUGUGCGCUCCACGGAUCUGCUGUCGCUGCCCAACGUGAAUCCGGAUGCGGGCUACGGAAUGCAAAUCUCGUACGAGGAGAGCCUCACCGACGUGAAGACGAUCUGCUUCCAGGCAGCGCUGCUCUACACGAACAGCGAGGGCGAGCGACGCAUUCGGGUGCAUACGGUGUGCCUGCCGGUGACGUCGUCGCUACCCGAGGUAAUGCACUCGGCCGACACCGAGGCGAUUAUCGGCCUGCUGUCCAAGAUGGCCGUGGACCGGUCAAUAGCCUCCAAUCUGUCCGAUGCUCGCGACGCCUUCAUCAAUGCAACCAUCGACGUGUUCAAUGCAUUUAAGAUUGCACAAAAUCUGCCCUCUGGACAGUCCGGCCAACUGAUUGCUCCCCGCAGUCUGGCGUUGCUGCCCCUCUACAUCCUGGGGCUCCUCAAGCAUCCUGCUUUCCGUGUGGGAACAAGCACGCGUCUGGAUGAUCGUGUGUAUGCCAUGGACUGCAUGAAGACGCUGCCACUGGAUCAACUGAUGAAGUUCGUCUAUCCGGAGCUGUACAAGAUCGAUGGGCUCAUCUACCAUGCUCGCAACUCCAAUGCGAGCACGACUGAAGAAGACGACGAGGAGGAUCCGCUGCCGGAGUUGCCGCGCCUGCAAUUAUCUGCGGAGCACCUGGACUCUCGUUCGAUAUUCCUGAUGGACUGUGGUCAACUGAUAAUGCUCUAUGUCGGCCUCAAUGUGCCACCCGAUGUCCUGGAGGCAGUGCUGGGCAUCAGCUCAACUGCGGAGCUGGGCGACUAUGUCUAUGGACUGCCACAUAUUGUGAGUGCCGAGUACGACAUACUGCAGCGCUUCUUGUUGCGCCUGAACUACGAUAAACCCUACUCGCCGCUGGUACAGAUAAUCAGAGACACGAGCACGGCCAAGGGUCAGUUUAUUGAGAGAUUAACCGACGAUCGCAGUGAAUCGAGUUUAUCGUACUAUGAAUUCUUGCAAAACAUUCGGGCUCAGGUUAAAUAGUAUAUAAGCAGAAAAUCCUACUAUUAUUGCAUAGAGCAUAAAUACGAGUCUACGACUCUGGUGUCUAAAGGCAGGAAGUACGAGUGGAGAACAAUAUAUGGAAUAUAGGCAGACGAGAUAAGAUUACAAGGACUAGUUCUCUGAUCCACUACCCUCACAUCCUCACCCUCCCCUCAAUCGCGUAACUUAGGUGUAACUUGUAAGUGCAUGUAUUUAUUUAUUUGUUGAUUUAUUGCACUAAAAAAAAAAAAAAAAAAAAGAAUGCAAAAGAAAUGAUAAAAGAGAACAGCGAGAGAGAGAUAUGUGUAUCUUGUCACAAUUGAAACUAGAUCGUACACUCGAGUCGGCCCAACAGUCAGUAGACCACCCCCCUGCCCAUCCCGCAAGCGGACAUGCAAUGUUAUUUAUUAUAGAUAUGUUAUGCAAUAAACAGAACCCACACACA
Messenger RNA from Drosophila obscura, 4195 nucleotides. It is a transcript of the gene Sec24AB, whose product is annotated as protein transport protein Sec24A. Gene Ontology annotation, molecular function: zinc ion binding; SNARE binding. The record is from RefSeq and is a predicted model, not a curated record. NCBI's taxonomy places the organism in Eukaryota, Metazoa, Arthropoda, Insecta, Diptera, Drosophilidae. The transcript is spliced from 10 exons. Bases 205 to 3750 code for a protein of 1181 amino acids. Gene Ontology annotation, cellular component: COPII vesicle coat; endoplasmic reticulum exit site. Gene Ontology annotation, biological process: endoplasmic reticulum to Golgi vesicle-mediated transport; COPII-coated vesicle cargo loading; intracellular protein transport.